Oryza sativa Japonica Group (Japanese rice) is the source of this 3119-nucleotide messenger RNA. RefSeq names its product glucose-1-phosphate adenylyltransferase large subunit 2, cytosolic-like. Lineage: Eukaryota; Viridiplantae; Streptophyta; Magnoliopsida; Poales; Poaceae. Gene Ontology annotation, molecular function: glucose-1-phosphate adenylyltransferase activity. The record is from RefSeq and is a predicted model, not a curated record. Gene Ontology annotation, biological process: glycogen biosynthetic process.
AUUCAGAAUUGCCUUGUGAAACUCCUAAAUAUAUUUUUACUGAACAUGGAACUACAAGUGUUAUAUUGCACAGUAAAAUACAUUAAACAAAUUUAAUAAUAUACUUUUGUACUAAUAAAUAUUUUUCAUAUUAUAUCAAGACUUUACUCGAGUUUUCUCGGUCCCAUCAUUGGUUCUCUGAAGCAUGGUUCAUCUCUAUUUUUUUUAGCAUCAUAAGAAAUCGGAUAAGAUUGAGCUCAUAUUUCACAAAUGCGAAUCAAUUUUACUGUAAAAUAGAACUCAAAUGAACUGAGACUGGAGAGCAAGAUAGAAGUGGCAACAUAUGGAAAUUGAAAAGUCAUUUUGGUAUUUAUCUGAAAGCUUUAUUGAGCUUUGUGAAUGGACCUUGCGUGAGCUCUGAAACCAGCUUACCACCGUUAGUUCCAGCUCGGUUUUCUUUUUUUCCCCUUAAAGGUUUCAUGCGUAUCGUGACAGAUGUUACAUAAUGACAAAUUCCCCAGCUGGAGCACCUUUAUCCCUGCUGUUUGCAUGAAAUUAGCUUGUCUUGUAGUUCCCUCCAGCAAAAAGAAGUCUGAAACAAAACAACAUUUCGAAAAAAAGGCAUCCAUGAGUUAGCAUUUCUACAGUUGUCUAUAGAGGGGAAGGCUGCACGACAAAGUUUCCAGGCUUGGAAACAACCUCUUAUGUAAAAUUUUUCGUAUGUAUCAGAUGAUUUGUUUGCGUUACGGCAUCUCCACCUAACAUCACCUUCAUCAUGCGCCUAUGGUCUUUCUCUUGCCUGUUUUAUACGUAAAAUUGGAAACGACAGAAACUUUUGCCAUCUUUAUUAAAGGAAGGCAAAUAUGCAAAUAUAGGCAUCAAGAUCACAGUUAGUGGAUUAUCAUCUUUGUAGGUUAACAUGUCCUACCCCAGGGGAGCUUAUACUCAAGUACUCCAUGCAUUUUCAUGAAAUGAGAAAAAACGAUUUUUAAGAGAAAUGUACUUUCUUGUAUUUAUGCCAAAUGGCAAGGACUGAAAGGGAAAAACUAAGAAAGGGAACGUUACAGUAAGGCUCUGUGGGGACUGGGGACUUCAGAGAAACGUGAACCCUGCUUCCUUCCUCUGCAUGAACAUAACACCAGAGGUUUCCAGCCUUUCACACAGUUGUUGAUGGCUUCACACAAUUCAUCUCUACCUCCUGACUCUUUAUAAGGACCCCCAGCAUCACCACAAUUGCACAAGUACAGGCAUUAGAUCCACAAGAACACUUGGGCAGGUUUGUCUGGGACUUUGAGUACCCAUGCAAUUCAUGAUGCCAUUGGAUACGAAUGCUUGUGCACAACCAAUGAGAAGGGCUGGUGAGGGUGCUGGGACUGAGAGGUUGAUGGAAAGAUUGAAUAUUGGGGGCAUGACUCAGGAGAAAGCACUGAGGAAGAGGUGCUUUGGUGAUGGAGUUACUGGAACUGCACGAUGUGUGUUCACAUCAGAUGCUGAUAGAGACACUCCUCAUCUUCGGACACAAUCCUCCCGAAAGAAUUAUGCUGAUGCAAGCCACGUUUCUGCUGUCAUUUUGGGUGGAGGCACUGGAGUUCAACUCUUUCCUCUGACAAGCACAAGGGCUACCCCCGCUGUUCCUGUUGGAGGAUGUUACAGGCUUAUUGACAUCCCUAUGAGCAAUUGCUUCAAUAGCGGAAUAAAUAAAAUAUUUGUGAUGACUCAGUUCAAUUCUGCUUCUCUUAAUCGCCAUAUCCAUCAUACAUACCUUGGUGGGGGGAUCAACUUUACUGAUGGGUCUGUGCAGGUAUUGGCUGCUACACAAAUGCCUGACGAACCGGCUGGAUGGUUCCAGGGUACAGCAGAUGCUAUCAGAAAAUUUAUGUGGAUACUUGAGGAUCAUUACAAUCAAAACAACAUUGAGCACGUUGUAAUCUUGUGUGGAGAUCAGCUUUACAGGAUGAAUUACAUGGAGCUUGUGCAGAAACAUGUCGAUGACAAUGCUGACAUUACCAUAUCAUGUGCUCCCAUCGACGGGAGCCGAGCUUCUGACUAUGGACUGGUGAAGUUUGAUGAUUCAGGCCGUGUGAUCCAAUUUCUUGAGAAACCAGAGGGUGCUGAUUUGGAAUCGAUGAAAGUUGAUACCAGCUUCCUCAGCUAUGCAAUAGAUGACAAACAAAAGUAUCCCUACAUUGCAUCAAUGGGAAUUUAUGUCUUGAAAAAGGAUGUUCUUUUAGACAUUCUGAAGUCAAAAUAUGCACACCUGCAAGACUUUGGAUCAGAAAUUCUCCCGAGAGCUGUUUUAGAGCAUAAUGUGAAGGCAUGUGUCUUCACAGAAUAUUGGGAGGAUAUUGGAACAAUCAAAUCAUUUUUUGAUGCUAACUUGGCCCUCACCGAGCAGCCUCCAAAGUUCGAAUUUUAUGAUCCAAAAACUCCUUUCUUCACCUCACCUCGAUACUUACCUCCAGCAAGAUUGGAGAAGUGCAAGAUCAAAGAUGCAAUAAUCUCCGAUGGCUGUUCCUUUAGUGAAUGCACCAUUGAGCAUUCUGUCAUUGGAAUCUCUUCACGCGUUAGCAUCGGGUGUGAACUCAAGGAUACCAUGAUGAUGGGUGCAGAUCAAUAUGAAACUGAAGAAGAAACUUCAAAGCUAUUGUUUGAAGGCAAGGUCCCAAUUGGUAUAGGCGAGAACACAAAGAUAAGGAACUGUAUCAUCGACAUGAAUGCUAGAAUUGGCAGGAACGUGAUCAUUGCAAACACUCAGGGGGUCCAAGAGUCUGAUCACCCUGAAGAGGGAUACUACAUAAGGUCUGGAAUUGUGGUGAUCCUGAAGAAUGCAACCAUCAAGGACGGGACCGUCAUAUAAAAGCAUAGAUAGGCCUUGGAAUCGCACCUCCAGUCAUCUGAAAACUGGCAUCCAUUGAUGUGGGAUUUUGAUGCAUGAGUUGGAUUCAAGACGGAUAGCGUAGCCUCCAUGGCGAAGUGGUGUUUUUGGUUUAGCUAUAUGCCUAUAUGCAAUAAGCUGCCUGAGGAAGUCGCGCAACCUUUUGUGUAAUUUCAGGUUUAUGUACUUGGUUUGUUUUGGAAUGGGAACUCUAUUAUUGGUAUUCUGAAGUUUGCACCUCUCUCUCAGCAGACUUGUCCUGUAA